Lolium perenne is the source of this 1717-nucleotide messenger RNA. Its product is annotated as methionine aminopeptidase 1B, chloroplastic. Gene Ontology annotation, cellular component: chloroplast. Gene Ontology annotation, biological process: proteolysis. Gene Ontology annotation, molecular function: metalloaminopeptidase activity. NCBI's taxonomy places the organism in Eukaryota, Viridiplantae, Streptophyta, Magnoliopsida, Poales, Poaceae. The record is from RefSeq and is a predicted model, not a curated record.
GGCCCACCACAGUCCACAGUUCACAGCCGAACCCGGAAACCUCCCCGCCGGCCUCUCAUCCUCAACGGCGCAUAUCCCUAUCUCCGUCGGCGCAACCAUCCUGGCCGCGCUCCUACCCGCCGGUCUCCUCUUCCCCGAGUAGCGCCGCCGCCCGCCUCCACCCGCGCCGGCCCUUUUCCCUUGACCAGGAAGCUUCCACCGACUAGGGACUCCUCUUACAAGUUCAUCUCCAUUCUAAAACAUGCGAAUCCCCAUCGCCAGUUGGUCCUAUUCCGGCGUCCCGGCACCUCCCAGGCCGUCCGGUCCCCACGCUCUCCUCCUCCCGGCGGCUCCCCCGUCCGCCUCAAACUGCACGAUUAGUCGACGAAACCCUUGGACGGCCUCCUCUGUUUUCGGUAAAGCGAUACCGCAGAAGCGGUGCGUCGUUGUGGCCGGCGGACUUACUUGGGUUGAUGGGGUUGAAGAGCUCAUGGAGUUACGACAGUCAGAAGAGGAAGCCCCAGUGAAGGUAAAGAAGAGGCCGCCUUUGAGGCGUGGAAAGGUCUAUCCGCAACUUACUGUACCAGAACACAUUCCAAGACCAUCUUACGUGGGUGCAAACAUACCGCAAGCGUUACAUCCCGUGCGCCAAAUACACAAUGCCGAAGGUAUCACUGGGAUGAGAGCUGCUUGCAAACUUGCCGCCCGUGUGCUGAACUUCGCGGGAACAUUGGUCAAGCCAUCAGUUACUACGAAUGAAAUCGACAGGGCGGUGCAUCAUAUGAUAGUUGAGGCGGGUGCUUAUCCUUCUCCUCUUGGCUAUGGUGGAUUUCCUAAAAGUAUCUGCACAUCAGUAAAUGAGUGUGUCUGCCACGGGCUACCCGAUUCAACGCAGCUUCAGAAUGGAGAUAUCAUAAAUAUUGAUGUAAAUGUGUUCCUGAAUGGAUACCAUGGUGGAACUUCCAGAACAUUUGUAUGUGGAGAAGCGGAUAAAUCUAUCAAACAUUUCCUGAAGGCAGCUGAAGAAUGCUUGGAGAAGGGUAUCUCUGUCUGCAGGGAUGGUGUAAACUACAGAAAAGUUGGCAAGAAAAUAAGUAACCUUGCUUAUUUCUAUGGCUAUCAUGUGGUGGAGCGCUUUGUUGGACAUGGAAUUGGAACCAUGUUGCAUUCAGAGCCACUUAUCCUCCAUCAUGCCAAUGAUAACCCUGGGCGAAUGGUUGAAGGUGAAACAUUCACAAUUGAACCCAUACUUAUAAUGGAGAAAGCAGAGUGUGUGACAUGGGAAAAUGGAUGGACUACUGUCACCGAAGAUGGCAGCUGGGCGGCACAGUUUGAGCAUACUGUGCUGAUCACUAGAACGGGUGCAGAAAUAUUGACAAAGCUCUGAGUUAUUCCCUGCUGAUUGUAGCUAGAAGUUGUUGAGCCAUCUACUUUCAGAAUGGGUUGGUUCAAAGUAGCCCCAGCUUCCAGCCUAGCAUCGGAAUCUCGUCGACAAGCGCUUGCGUCCACAUGUGGAAGCUUCCUCCCUAGUAUGUAGCAACCUGGCAGGGUAUAGAUGUGGGGACAUGCUACUGCGUUUGCUUGUAAUCACGUGCUGUUUGGAGAUGUCCUGUCUAGACACUUCUUCAUCGUGGGUGUAGUUUAUAGAAGAGCUGAUGUAGUAAAUGUGGUUGUUCAGUUUGUUGGGAGUAGAUGCUGGUUUAGAAGUGGAAUGCCUACGUUUGUCACCGGUUUUUUU